Molecule: messenger RNA, 730 nt
Organism: Ochlerotatus camptorhynchus
Lineage: Eukaryota; Metazoa; Arthropoda; Insecta; Diptera; Culicidae
Exons: 3
Coding region: 89-730 (213 amino acids)
Biological process (GO): proteolysis
Molecular function (GO): serine-type endopeptidase activity
Source: RefSeq, a predicted model, not a curated record
UCGCCCUUUUGAAAUGUUGACACCGAUUUGAUAAAACCGCAACAUUUUGUCCACGUUUCAUUAUUUGAUUUUAGAAUGUCAAACAUAUAUGCGUGAAUCGAACCUACCGUUCAAAGAACACCAUCCGAUAGUUAACCUUGUGGAUGCUACUUCUCCGCGGACCCUCUGUCAUGGCGCAUUAAUCAGCCCUCGAUUCGUCCUGACAACCACGCGAUGCGCUGAGAAAACAAAAAGAGUCUUCAUCCACUACGGUGCCCACAACAGUUCGGAUUGGUUUGCAAACGCGAGAGAUCAUAUCGAACCCAUGGAUAACAAAAUUGCCCUGAUCGAACUCGAUCGGGAUGUUAAGGACUCUACAAACGUUUUAGUUUGUCUGUAUUCGAGCAUCUCCCGCCAGGACGCCGUCAACUAUACGACCCGGAUAGCGCAUACCGAUUCAUUUGUCCGCCUUGAAGGAAUACGAGUUCAGUAUCAGAUCAAUACACCAUUGCGUGUGCUGUACUACUGUUCGCGCUAUCUUCAUCAUGGUCACUUCACCAGCCCUGGCGAUGUACUCGUCAUCAAAAAUGAGGAUGAACGAUUCUAUCGGGUGAUGGGUGUGUUGGAGAAUGAGUUGGAUUGUAAGCCAUUCGAUUAUUUCUAUGAACGAGAGAAAGCGGUGCAGGCGAUUAAUGUCGAAAUCUAUCUUCCAUGGAUCGAAGACGUUGUUUGGGGGGAGAUAACUAACUAA